UUCAAAGGAUUGCAACGUGACGGCGCAACAGAAGUCUCGAUUCUCGAGUUCUCGACCAAAGAUUCAUUCCGACCUCUAUUGGAUAUUUCUCUGGUCACUCACUGUCAGCAUCAUUUUCUUAUUUCUAUACCCUACGCGACCCAGGUAGGUACAGAACCAUAUUAUCACUUUCAUUUCAGUAGGGGAGAACCGCAAUUACUUCACUUCUUCCCCACUACCCCCUCGUGCAAUUCCCAAAACAGCGACCAAUCCCAUCUGCGACCUGCUUCUCCCCUCUUGCACCGCGGAUAGCUGACACCUUUUUGUGUGACGAUUAGACACCGAGCUCACUGUUCCCCUCAUUCAUUACCUAUUGAGUAUUUGAUCUAUUUGUCCUAACACCUUAUCUCCCACCUAAGACACUAGGACCCGCCUCCCGGAUCUUCUAAUCCUCCGAGCUCCAAGGAGCAGCGAGUGGAGCCCAAGAUGGGUCUCUUUAGCAGGAAGCAAUCGAAGCAACCUUUAUCUUCGACCGACGACUCGAAAUCUAUCCAGUCCAACCGUUCUUCUUCUCACAAAUCUCCCCUCUCAUCGAUCAACGGACAGCAAUUCGGUAUGAAGAGCCAGAACCUCCUCGCGGAGAUCCCAGACAUUCCUCUCCCGAGAGCACCGGAUCCGUUGAUUGAUCCGGUGAAGUACUUGAAGAGUAUCUAUGCGGUCCGAGAGCGGACCCGGUUGGUGUUGGAGACGGCGAAGAGGAACCAGCUGAAGCAUUUCACGGUGGACUUGGGAAAGUUCGACGAUGCCGUUUCUUACGUGGUGGCUAUCAUCAAGCGCGAUUACGGCUCCGACUUCGCAUCAAUACCUCCCCACGGAAGAUGGCAGCAUUUCGACGUCGGCGGCCGUCCGCGCGUUGAUCAAAUGAUGCAAACCUGGCCCCUGUCCAUCGACGCUCUCGAGCGGUGUCGACGCCUCAUCGACCUCUUCGUCGUGUCGGUCCUUCUCGACGCCGGAGCGGGGUCGAAAUGGCAAUACAAAAGCAAGGAGAACAGCCGGAUCUACCGACGGAGCGAGGGUCUGGCCGUAGCGAGCUUGGAGAUGUUCAAGGCCGGCGUGUUCAGCAACAAUCCGGAGCAACCGUUCCAGGUCGAUAGCGAGGGCUUGAGCAGAAUCACCGAAGCGGCCAUGCGGAAAGGAUUGCAGGUCACUGACCAGAACCCGAUCGAUGGCCUCGAAGGACGAACUCAGCUCCUCAUCAAACUAUCCGAUGCGCUCCAGAACCAGGCCAUCUUCGGAGUGGAUUCAAGACCCGGCAACAUGCUCGAUUACCUCCUCAGCCACCCGACCACCCAUGCCUCCUCCGUCCCAAUCAUCCCCCUCCCAACCCUCUGGGACCUCCUCAUGGACGGCUUAGGCCCCAUCUGGCCGCAAACCCGCACCCACAUCGACGGCGUCCCCCUCGGCGACGCCUGGCCCUGCAGCAUCAUGCCCUCGCACCCCACCCACCCCUGGGAAUCCAUCGUGCCCUUCCACAAGCUCACGCAAUGGCUCUGCUACUCCAUCAUGGUGCCUAUGACCAAGCUCCUCCAGGUGCAUUUCGCCGGCGCGGAGCUCCUCACCGGCCUGCCCGAGUACCGCAACGGCGGGCUGUUCGUUGACACCGGGCUGAUGACCCUCAAACCGGACGAGACGCAGCGCGGGCUCGAGCAGUAUCGCGCGAACGCGGAGAGGCUGGGUCAGCCGAGCAUGGAAGUCGUGCCGAUGUUCACUGCGGACGACGACGUCAUCGUCGAGUGGCGCGCCGCUACCGUGGGGUUCCUGGAUGAGCUGCUUAUCGAGGUGAACAAGAUGCUUGGGUUGAGCGGCAGUGAUUGCCUCUCCUUGGCGCAGAUGCUCGAGGCGGGGAGCUGGAAGGGUGGCCGUGAAUUGGCCGAGGUCUCGCGACCGAACACCAAAGAACCGCCGAUUAUGAUCUUCUCGGAUGGGACGGUCUUCUAAGCCAGGAUGGAGCAGCUACCCAUAAAAUUCUGGUCGU
This is a messenger RNA of Eremomyces bilateralis CBS 781.70, 2014 nucleotides long. RefSeq lists its product as uncharacterized. The transcript is spliced from 4 exons. Lineage: Eukaryota; Fungi; Ascomycota; Dothideomycetes; Eremomycetales; Eremomycetaceae. The record is from RefSeq and is a predicted model, not a curated record. The coding region runs from base 466 to 1977 and encodes 503 amino acids.